AUGAAUGCUCUUCUGCUUUUCGUCACAUUAUUAUCAUUCGUCCCCUUUGCCUUCUCAUCAACACUAGAGCUUCCCACUUCGUCACCUGCUGUGCUCGACAUUGAAGGCCAGGAGGUGAAAUGCGGCGUGCCCUACUACGUUUUCUCCAGCGCUUUCAUAUUCCAGAUGGGGCUAUGCCUAUCCGACGUCAAGAAUCAAACUACAGGCUGUCCCCAUGACGUGGUGCAGUGUAGCAUUAAUCUCAACAAACCUAAAAACCUCGGCAUGCCCAUCAUCCUUAAAUCCGUCAACGCCACCACGGAUCCCGUCGUCAGGGAAAACGCCCCUCACCUCUUCCGGUUUCCGGUCAUUGGAUUAACGUGUAUCCACGAUGUGGUUUGGUAUUUAAAGGACGCCCUUACCUUCUGGAAAAUCGUCACAACAGACCCAGCGGCCGCCCCCGGCCCCGCGGCUGCAUUCCAGAUCCAGAGAGAUGGGCCCGGGUAUAAGAUCGCUUAUUGUGCAUCAAUUCCACCGCCCAUCAGUACUUCCGUUUGCUUUGGCCUUGGGUUCUUACAGGAUGGUUUGAACAGGCGUUUGGGUGUGGGGCUGGGCGUUGACUCCGCCCAGUUUUUCUUCACCAGGAAUGCCUCUGCCGUCGAGAAUCUUGCCACCUCCUUGCUGGCUAGCUACUAG
Messenger RNA from Ipomoea triloba (trilobed morning glory), 675 nucleotides. RefSeq names its product sporamin B-like. The record is from RefSeq and is a predicted model, not a curated record. The coding region runs from base 1 to 675 and encodes 224 amino acids. Gene Ontology annotation, molecular function: endopeptidase inhibitor activity. The transcript has a single exon. NCBI's taxonomy places the organism in Eukaryota, Viridiplantae, Streptophyta, Magnoliopsida, Solanales, Convolvulaceae.